CUCGAGAGGAAGAGAGAUUGGAAGGCAGACGCCGGAGGAGGAGGAGGAGGAGUAAAUAUAAUGAGGCGGCAGCAGCCGCGGGGAGCUGACUAACAAACUUUAGGCUGGUACCUGGAGAGUAUUAAUUACAUAAUCAGUUCUUAAGUCUGGGGCGGUGGUGGGCCUAUUUCACCUUCGACAUACAUACUUUAAAUAAUAACCAAACUGCCUAACCACAGAUACACGGUUAUUUAUCAAUCUUCAUCACCAAAUAUGUCGGACUCGGACGCGCAGACGGACACCGCACCAUCCGAAAUACUGCCGUUUAACCAGCCGGAGGCGGUCGCUGCGUUUCUAGGCCGUACGUUUCUCUGCUAUAUGACCUAUGCGGACUCCUCCUUUCUGUUUGACUGGCUGGAGAAGACACCCGAUAUCCGUCUGCGCUGCCGGAAUACCACUGAGCAAGAAACCCUGUUCACAACGCCCCCAGAGCUCCUGAGGGCCAUUCACACGUGUGAGUGGGUUACUAGCCCUGAGAAGGACCUGGGCUUGCCGUCUGACUGGGGGUUCGCCGGCCUCAUCCAAUUCGCCGUCCACAAGGUGCAGGAAACAGUGCAGGUAAAGUCUCGGGAACUUUACGGUCCUUUAUUUACCCAGCUAUACUGUGAAAAGGUCCGCAAUAUACAUGGGCUCGAGGUCCUCUGCCCUCAUCAGAACCACUGGACUUUUAUCAUUCAGGAUCACACAUGUGCACGCGAUAUGAGACAGAAAGCAGAUUGUCGUAAUUAUAUCCUAAAGAGUGAAAUAAUGGCAGCCACCUCAAUCUUCUUUCACCAGAUGAAUGAGAUGGUUUGGUCGUCUGAAAAGAACCGUUAUACAUCCAAGCCGAGAUACAAGGGUGGUUUAUUGACUGUAUGUUUACUUCGCCGUUUUAUAAACGCUUUAUCUGACAACAAUCCCAAGGCUACUGUAGUGACAUUUACACGCGGCAAAGUACGCAUCGUCCAAGCAACUAUCAGACCGUCGGAAAAACAUCCAACCCUCGACCUUAACCUAAGAGCUAAAUACACUCUUACAAAGGCAGGGUACGACAAAAAUGUUGCCUUUGACGUUCUGAAAUGGAUUCUCGAUCCACCACAGGCAGAGCUUGAGACGGAGCCCUAGUUCAUGGAGGCGGUCAACGAACUUCCCGAGAGUGUGAAAGAAUAAUGAGCUCCCGAGUGUGGGGUUGAUUAUUUGGCUGUGGCUUCCUAGUCUUUGUGUUUGUAUCACUCCGAGCCUAGUUAUCGAGCUGGUUAUUUAUAAUUAAUUUCUUUAGUCACUUUACUAAGGAGCU
Trichophyton rubrum CBS 118892 is the source of this 1315-nucleotide messenger RNA. RefSeq lists its product as uncharacterized. The transcript is spliced from 2 exons. Bases 253 to 1143 code for a protein of 296 amino acids. NCBI's taxonomy places the organism in Eukaryota, Fungi, Ascomycota, Eurotiomycetes, Onygenales, Arthrodermataceae. The record is from RefSeq and is a predicted model, not a curated record.